GACGACGUCGAAAUGAAGGCUGAUGACAGUUCAGCAGCAUCAGCCACAUCAAAGGAAGAGCGAAAUCACGAACAGCCUGCGGAGAAAAAGAAGAAAGGACACAAGGAUGUUUCUAAGGAAGGCCGUAAGAAAGGCCAUAGGUCAUCAAAGAAAAAAUCGAAAAGUAGCAGUUCAGAAAAGAAACGGAAGGGGAGACGCUCCAAGCAUAAGUCAAGUAAGUCUAAACGCGCUACGAGCAGCAAAGAUAAGAGUAAAGAGUCCAAGGGGAAGGUGUCCGGCAAACCGAAGAGCAAAAGGCCGCGAAAGCAGCAUAGCUCUGAAGGGCGUAAAACGUCAAGUUCUGCAUCGACCCGGAAGAAGAAGAAAACGAGCGUCUUCAAGAAGAUCUACCGCAAACUGACGGGUUCUAAAAAGAGGAAGGCCAAAAAGAGGAAAACGAGAAAAAAGACCAGAGACCGUACUUCAUCUAAAAAGAAGGCGGAGAGCCCUCAGCGGAAGACUAAAGAAGAGGCCAAAGAUAAAGCCCAGACUGAGGUGAAAGAAGAACACAAAGAAAAUGUCAAAGUCGAAUCUCCCAAAGAAGACGCUGGAGGUACCGCACAGGCGCUUCCUGAAGCACAAGAAGGUAUAGUUGCAAAGGCAGAAGAUGAAAGCGCCAAGACUAUGUCUGCAAAGCCUCAUGAGAAAGUAGGCGACGUGGAGGGUGCUGGUGCUGCAGCAGGUGAGACGGCGCCAAGUGCGAAACUGAUGGAGCCAAGCGGAAGUGCACAAGCGAAAGACGAACCACAUACGUCGGUUGAAGCUGCGACAAAACAAGACCAAACACAGGAAGGACAAAGGAAGACGGAGUCGUCAGAAAACCAGAUUAAGCCCGAGCGGAUACCAAUUAAGGAUGAGAAGAAAGGUUCUUAUAAAGAGACGACGUCUUUCGAGUGUCCGGAGGUGGGUUCCACGAGAUCGUCAGUCACUGUAGCGGCUCACAUAGGUUUCCACAGAACUAGAAUCCUGUGGUUGUGUACGGCAUUUUUGGCGUAAUAUCUCGACAUGACUAAAACAUAUAUUCGGGUUACCUUAUAGUAUAGUUGAAAUCAGCGAAAAAAACAAAAAAAAAAAAAAACACACACACAGCGACUGAGGUAAAGACACGUACAACUGGUCGAGACACAUACAGGUCCCGACAAAAGUUAACGAACACCGGGGUGCUGUAUGCCGUCAUCGUUCGUGAGGGGGGAGCUUCGUUGUCGAAGCGUGUAAUUGGGGAGGGGAGAGGAAGAAAACUAAUGUGUAACCUAGCGUGUGUUUUUUUGUUGUUUUUUUUUUUUUUGGGGGGGGGGCAUCGCCCCCUCCCCUCGCCGCUUGGAUCCGCCACUGCAUCGGAGUUGCAGCAAACGGAAGCAGAUAGACCUAGACAGGUUACUGGGUAUACCAUACACCUCUCAGUAAAUGUGCCCAAUCCCGUUCGUCGCUAGGGUGUCGCUCUGACGAAGAAAUACGUCCCAGUUGUGUUCUGCAAACAAUUGUCGGGAUCUAUACGAAUAAACCUCGGCUUUACGCCGGCUGCACACCACCGUGUUUGUAGUUCCGUUUGCUUCAAAAAAUACAACCUGAUGGCAGUCGAGUUCCGUAGAUUCCAAGAAUUCCGCUAAAAACCACAGAUUUAUCAACAUCCGCACUUUUCCGCGGAAUG
Ornithodoros turicata is the source of this 1687-nucleotide messenger RNA. RefSeq names its product protein FAM133A-like. NCBI's taxonomy places the organism in Eukaryota, Metazoa, Arthropoda, Arachnida, Ixodida, Argasidae. The coding region runs from base 13 to 1035 and encodes 340 amino acids. The record is from RefSeq and is a predicted model, not a curated record. The transcript is spliced from 2 exons.